GUUGCUCUCGCGCUCUUCCGUGGAAUUCAGUUCGAUCAGAUUACAGGUUUUGUUACCCGAAAACUAAGAUUAGAGUUUCCAAGAUGACGACCAUGGAGAGCUUGAUCGGUCUCGUUAACAGAAUCCAGAGGGCUUGUACUGUACUCGGUGACUACGGCGGCGAUGACAACACGUUUUCAUCGCUGUGGGAAGCUCUUCCUUCCGUCGCCGUUGUUGGAGGACAGAGUUCUGGGAAAUCUUCAGUCCUGGAGAGCAUAGUUGGGCGUGAUUUUCUUCCUCGGGGGUCUGGAAUCGUGACCAGACGACCAUUGGUCUUGCAACUGCACAAGACAGAUGAGGGGCAACCUGAGUAUGCUGAGUUUCUUCAUUUGCCAAAGACUAGAUUCACAGACUUCGAUGCAGUACGCAGAGAAAUUGAGGAAGAAACUAAUAGGAUCACUGGAAGGACAAAGCAGAUUUCUCCUAUUCCUAUCCAUCUCAGUAUCUAUUCCCCAAAUGUUGUUAACCUAACACUGAUAGAUUUACCUGGUUUGACAAAGGUUGCCAUAGAAGGACAGCCGGAUAGUAUUGUUCAAGACAUUGAAAACAUGGUUCGCUCUUAUGUUGAGAAGCCUAACAGCAUCAUCCUUGCAAUCUCUCCAGCAAAUCAAGAUAUAGCAACAUCUGAUGCAAUUAAACUUUCUAGAGAAGUUGACCCGACAGGUGAGAGAACUUUUGGGGUGUUGACAAAGCUAGAUUUGAUGGACAAGGGAACAAAUGCAUUGGAUGUUCUUGAGGGAAGAGCUUAUCGGUUGCAACAUCCUUGGGUUGGAGUUGUGAACCGUUCACAAGCUGACAUUAAUAAAAAUGUUGACAUGAUUGCUUCAAGGCGUAGGGAGCGUGAAUAUUUUGCCUCAAGUCCAGACUAUGGACACUUGACCAGUAAAAUGGGUUCUGAAUAUCUUGCCAAGCUUCUCUCAAUGGACUUGGAAUCUGUAAUAAGGGCACGUAUACCAAGCAUUAUAUCAUUGAUAAACAAAACCAUUGAUGAACUUGAGUCGGAGAUGGAUCAUCUUGGUAGGCCUAUUGCUAUUGAUGCAGGGGCUCAGUUAUAUGCUAUCUUAGGACUCUGCCGAGCAUUUGAUCGUAUAUUCAAGGAGCAUCUAGACGGAGGGCGACCUGGAGGUGAUCGGGUAUAUGGAGUUUUUGACAACCAGCUUCCUGCUGCCUUAAAAAAGCUUCCAUUUGAUCGAUACCUAUCCCUGCACAAUGUAAAGAAGGUGGUUUCAGAAGCAGAUGGUUACCAACCUCAUUUGAUUGCUCCUGAACAGGGUUAUCGUCGCCUCAUUGAGGGAUCUCUUCAAUACUUUAGAGGCCCUGCUGAAGCGUCAGUUGAUGCUGUCCACUACAUCUUAAAGGAACUUGUGAGGAAGUCAAUAGGAGAAACUGAGGAGUUGAAGCGUUUCCCAACCCUUCAAUCCGAAUUAGCAACUGCUGCAAAUGAAGCCUUGGAGAGGUUCCGGGAUGAGAGUAAGAAGACAACCCUACGAUUGGUGGAUAUGGAGGCAUCAUACCUGACUGUUGAUUUCUUCCGGAAGCUUCCACAAGAGAUGGAGAAAGGAGGGAACCCUGCAGCUUCAAAUAUGGAUCGAUAUUCAGAGGCUCACUUCAGGAGGAUAGGAUCAAAUGUCUCCUCAUACAUUAAUAUGGUGUCUGAGACAUUGAAGAACUCCAUUCCAAAGGCAGUGGUUUAUUGUCAAGUUCGGGAGGCAAAGCAGUCUUUACUGAAUCACUUCUAUACACAAGUGGGGAAGGAGGGGAGGCCACUUUUGCAAUUGUUGGAUGAGGACCCAGCUUUGAUGGAGAAGAGGCAGCAAUGUGCCAAGAGACUUGAAUUGUACAAGGCAGCUAGGGAUGAGGUUGAUUCGGUGUCAUGGGCUCGAUGAUAUGGAUAUAUGAUGUUGAUAUGUGCCUUAAACUCAGUUAUACAGUCUGCGGCAGUUCAUGUGUUAUAUCUCAUGUACCACAGGUUGCAGAUAUUUUGAUUUACUCGUGGCAUGUUCGAUUCUGAUUCCUUUUACUUGUAAAUUUCAGGGAUGUAUU
Molecule: messenger RNA, 2082 nt
Organism: Telopea speciosissima
Lineage: Eukaryota; Viridiplantae; Streptophyta; Magnoliopsida; Proteales; Proteaceae
Product: phragmoplastin DRP1E-like
Exons: 15
Coding region: 84-1925 (613 amino acids)
Cellular component (GO): membrane; cytoplasm; microtubule
Molecular function (GO): microtubule binding; GTP binding; GTPase activity
Source: RefSeq, a predicted model, not a curated record